AUGGCAGAAAGAACUGAUAACCAAGUUUGUGGAACCUUUCAGGUCACUGGAAAGAAUUGUGAUUCCAUUCGGACCAGAGGGCAAGAUGGUAAGCUCGACUUAUUUUCGACAAAUACUAAUAAUAACAGUAUGGGAUGCAAUAUGCCUUCUUUGGACGUAUUAUGUCAGUCGACCUUCCAGGAAAGCAACAUUACAAGAGCAGAAGAAAUAUCUUGCAAAGAGUCUGGAACGCUUAGCCGAGAAGAUAGUAAAGAUGGAACCAAAUACAAUACACCACCCUCAGAAAGUAAAUCUCACAUAUUCACAAUGAAAGGGAAAAGUGAAGAGGUUCAUGUUCGGUGUGUCAGUUCGUUGCGGACCUUCACCACCGUCGAAAACAACACUAAAACACAAUGCGGUAGUGGCACCAGCGUCAAGAGUGAAAAUGAUGCUGAUAUUGCAGAAAGCUUCAAAUAUUGCCCUGACCAAAGAGCAAUCCACUUAUUGCAAGCAUCCUUUGGGAAACUGUGCCGAAUCGGUACCCUGGGAGGCACUACAUGGACAAAGAAAAUCCAGACGAAACCGUGCCGUCUUGUACUCGCGCGCCCUUGCAUUACCGAAGAGGCCAGAAAAGCAAUUGAAGAUCUCAGAUCCAUGUCUCAAAUGUCAAAACGUAUCGAAGAAGAUGAAUCACUUCGCAAUAGUACACUUAUGGUAGUUGACACGUUUAAAGAUGAAUCUAGCCGUCGUCAUCUUGCAUCUUCUAUUGGUUGCGAGCUUCCUGUUGAUAGUGAUGAUCCAAAAGAACUUACCUAUUAUAUGGCAAAUGUUGCAGAAUUCGGCUUUGAUCAUAUCAUUAUAAUUGGGGAGCUUGAAAAUGGAAUGAUUUUUUUGGAUUGCUAUGGUCGUGUGUUUCAAUGGGAGGAAGAAUGUCAGAUGUUGUGGCCACUCGGAAAUUCUUUGGAAGAAGCAAUGUCAAGUGACGUGAAAAAUCAAGUGCCAUGGUAUUGGGAGUAUGAUGGAGCUGUAUAUGAGUUCAAAGAAUUACUUCAAC
Entrophospora candida is the source of this 1033-nucleotide messenger RNA. The record is from the annotation of a GenBank genome assembly. Lineage: Eukaryota; Fungi; Glomeromycota; Glomeromycetes; Entrophosporales; Entrophosporaceae.